Messenger RNA from Erigeron canadensis, 597 nucleotides. RefSeq lists its product as uncharacterized. The coding region runs from base 1 to 597 and encodes 198 amino acids. Lineage: Eukaryota; Viridiplantae; Streptophyta; Magnoliopsida; Asterales; Asteraceae. The record is from RefSeq and is a predicted model, not a curated record. The transcript has 3 exons.
AUGGCAAAUAUGUUUAAUGCCUUUACAGGUUCCUCUGGAUCUCACGGUUUGACUUUGAUGGCGAUUUUAAUAUAUUUCUAUGUGAAUUGGUCAUUGGCUUUUGUGGUUGUUGUGGUUGAAUCAAAAUGGGGGUUGGCGCCUUUGAUGAGGAGCUCGUAUUUAGUAAAAGGGAUGAGACCGGUUUCGUUGUUAGUGAUAUUGUAUUUUGCAUUUGUAGUGGCUGUUGUAGAAUCCAAAUGGGGGUUCGCGUCUUUGACGCGUAGCGCGUAUUUAGUUAAAGGAAUGAGAUUGGUUUCCUUGAAGUUAAUUUUGAUUUAUGGGGCUUUAGGGGGAAUGAUUGUGUUUGUUUAUUCUCGUUCUUUGGAGGGUUAUGGUUUGAUGACUGGUUGGGGUGUGUUUAAUACUUUGUUUGGUUCGAGUUUCUUGAUGAUGUUUCUGAUGCAGAGUGUUGUCGCGAACGUGGUCUUGUAUAAUUAUUGUAGGGCUUUGCACGGUGAAUUGGCGAUUGAGGUUGAUGGCGGGUUUCUUAAUGAGUAUGUUUGUUUGUCUGCGGACGAUGAGAAGGUUCCUCAUGUUGUUACGGUUGUCACGGUGUGA